CCACUUUCAAUUUGUGAGCUCUUCAACAAACCUUAAGAAGGUACCGUCUGUUUUACAAUUAGUAUAAGAAGCUUUUUGGUUAAAACUAUCAACUGGAGGUUUCCCUUUAAGAGGAAAUAGAACUUAGAUCCUGAAUUCAGCUGUACUCAGAACAAAAGGGAAUAUUCUUCCCAUACAUGUUGAUAAUUCCAACAUUUAUGCUGAGAUCUUUCUAAAGGCAGUGGAGUAGAAGCACAAGAGGUGAAAUGACAGAAGUUGGGGAUGACUGUUUUUUCUAUGUUCAUUCAACCUGUGCGAAGGGAUCAAAGUGCAGGUUCCGUCACUGUGAAAAAGCCAUUGGCAGUGAUAUUGUGUGUUCAUUAUGGAGAGAGGGAAAAUGUUCCCAUCAACUUUGCAAAUUUAGACAUAUGGAAAUACAGCAAAAAUACAACAGCAUCUCAUGCUUCUGGGAAACGCAGCCUUUAGGCUGUGUGAGGAUCAGUUGUGUCUUCCAUCACAGGAAACCUCGUAAUAUCAAUGGACUUUUUUUGCCCCCUAGUAAUGAUUCUACAUUGCAAGGGGAAGUUCAGGAAGGAAUUUUGCAUCCUGCUCAAAAUCAAGAUUCCACAAAAGGUCAGGAGAAUACAUUAAGGCCUAUUCAUCCUCCACUUAUUAUUACCAUCAAUCUUGAGGAGGAAGAAGAGGAAGAACAAGAAGAAAAAUAUGCAUCUUAUUUAUUGUCAAAGACACCAGAAGAUAUAGAAGAAGAAAAGGCAAUAAAGGAAAUGUGCUAUAAAUCUGGAGAAUAUUAUAGAAUUCAGACUUCUCAGGAAAAUAAUUUAACAAAAAAUUCUUCAGUGCUGGAGAAUGAGCUCAUUAAACCUAUGGAAACAUGCAGAGAAUUACAAGAAGGUGAUGGUGUUGCAGUUCCAUCAAAGUUUAACAUUAUAGAAAGGCAAACAAAAAUAACAGCCUCAGUGGACAGUUGCUCUAAAUCUGAACUUAGUGCCUUUGAAAAUGGAGGAGGUGAUUGUUACUUGUCACAAAGAAAUAUAUUUGUUGAAGGGAUACAAAACAAAAUGUUCAAUGGAGAGAAACAAUUUACCAUGCUAAAAUGUUUAAACGUUAAAGCUACAAGCCAUACAGAAAGCAUCAAGAAGCAUCAUUUUAAGGGAGUAAAGAAAAAGAAAUGGCUAUCUGAGGAAUCCAAAAAUCUGCCUACCCCUUUGACAGCAAAAGCAAUGCAUACUUCAAACUCUAAAAGUAAAGGGAAUUGCCAACAAAAUGAUCAAAUCAAGAAUGCUGAGAAUGCCUCUUAUGUUCCUUCUCAGAGAGCCAAUGGGAGAAGUAUUUCCUUGAGUGCUCCAAUGGCUGGAAGAUCACAAAAUCUCACCUAUGCUAAAAUUGGGGUAGCCAAAGAAUCCAAAAUGAAUUUAUCUACAGAGAGGUGUGCUUCAGCGUAUAAUAUACCAGCCUGGAGAAAAAGAAGCCCGCAUUCUAAAAUAUAUACUAAACCUGAAAAAAUGCAUUCAGGUAUUUAUAAGAGCCCAGAAGAAAUGGAAGUAGAUAAAAUGGAGGUUAAUUUUAAAGCGAGGAAAGAGGGAAUAAAGAAAUGGUAUAUUGCUCUUCUAUGGUUCGCCAUCAAAAGAGGACAAAAUAUUCAAAUUCAAAUGAUUUGGUUAUCAGGAAAUCCAACUGGAGAUCUAAGGUGACAAAAACAUUCUAAAAUUCAGGAAGUAUAUGUGCUAAAACAUUUACAUUAAAAUAUGUAAACAAGCCAUCUAUUUCUGAAUCAAUUAUUUUAAUAUGAACCUGGACUGAAAAUUUUACUGUUUGGGAGUAAGUAUGGGCAUGCUUCAUAAGUGCUUUGGAUCCCAUAUGAGAGCAAGCACAUCUCUAUUAUUCAAGAAAGCCAUUUCUUUUCCAGGCUUUUGUCAAAAUCUGAAGAAAGUUGAACUUAUUUGUUGAAUAGCAGAGAGUACUAGGCUCUUUCUUAAUCACUUUUGAAAGCAUGCACAAAUUUCCUGCUUAACAACGGUGGGAUGUUGUUUCUCACAAGAAAAGAUGUUUAGAAUAUUUUGCCUUUUUCAAUAAAGAUUAGCAUGAUUUUAAUAACAAUGGUACCAAUGAGAGGAACACCAGUCUUUUCUUCUUUCAUAAUGUGGAGCUACUGAAAACACUGGGAUGCAAAGAUGGCUAUAGGUCCUACUAAUAUUUUGUGUUCUUCCAGAGAGUAAUCAGCAUACAUAAAUCAGCAUAUUUAAUUCCAACCAUGUUUACAUAAAGAUUUUCUGAAUACUGUAAUUAACUGAAAGUCUGAAGGCUGGAAGGGAUGGCUAUUGAAAGAAAACUUUAUAAGGAUUAGUUAAAAAUAUGUUUACAUAAAGCGCACUCUGUACAAAGUGCUUUAAUCAUCAAAGUCACCACAUAUUAGCUCACAACAAUAUAGAGUAACUGUUUCCUCCACUGGUACUUGGAACCUGUUCUUUCAUCCUAAAACAAGCUAGUGCUGUGAUAUUUUGUCCAGUUUUCUUCUUGAUCUGAUGGAUUUUCACCAGCGUAAGAGUUACAUCAACAAUAAUUUAUAGUGAUAGUAUAGCCUUGUGUUCUUCAAAAAUAUCCACACAUAAGAACAGUUCUAGCUUAACCAGUAAUUUCACAAUAUAUAUUGUAUUCACUUUUUUUGUUAAUUUAAAAACAUAUGGUAUCAAGAAACUUACCUCCAUGGGCUUGUUUUGAGUUGGACAUGCCUGUUCCUUCCUUUGUCAUCACCAAUUUUCUAGGUAAUUUUGAAAAAUUUGUCUUGUAUUUCAAAAUGAAAAGAAAUAAUUCAUAAUUCUAUAACUAUUUCUAUUGCACAGAUCCUUGCAAUUUGUCUCAGCUGUGAAAUCAAUAGAAAGAUGUGAAAAAUGGAAAGGAACAUCUUUUAACUCUCAGGCAUGGCAACACAUUGUUAAAAUUGUUUUUACCUUCCUAAUUGGAUAAUGUCCAUUUCAGUUUCUAGACUAUACAACUUUGCAGACAUAUUUUAUAUCUUGAAAGUCCAAAGCAGUGUAAAUCUUAUAGGCCUCUCCAACCAGGCUGGGUUUUAAUAUAAAAAAAAACUUUGAUUAUUAAAGGGAAAUUAAGUUAUAAAGUGCAUGCAUGUAUGUAUGUCUGACUUCAAGUCAUGUUGACUCUUGACAACUGCCUGGACAAGUCUCUGUGUUUUUCUGGGUAAGCAAUAAAAAUAAUAACAGUA
Pantherophis guttatus is the source of this 3220-nucleotide messenger RNA. RefSeq names its product zinc finger CCCH-type containing 11D (gene ZC3H11D). The record is from RefSeq and is a predicted model, not a curated record. Gene Ontology annotation, molecular function: metal ion binding. Gene Ontology annotation, biological process: poly(A)+ mRNA export from nucleus. Lineage: Eukaryota; Metazoa; Chordata; Lepidosauria; Squamata; Colubridae.